AGCAACUACUAGUACAACGAGUAAAAUAAACGAAACCGGCGAUGCCGUGGAGAAGGAAAAGAAAGAGCAGGAACAGGCAACGGUAUUGGAUGAGCCCCGGGCUGAGGAUGCACUCGAAAAGUUAGUGGACAACGCGCUCGAGCCGCCGAGUAUGGAAGCGUCGGGAUUAAUAUCGGCAAUGUUGAAAUAAAAAGUAAUUCCUCAUGCAUAAAUUGCAAGGCAUGCAGUUGAUGGUUCCUCUCUUGCAGGGAUGGCAAGUGAGGCCGACUGUCAGCCUGUAGCUCGGGGUCUGCGAUAGAGCUGCUAAAGCAGCAUGACAAGAGACGCCUUCGUUCCCUAAACAGCAUGACAAACGGGAUUCAGAUGGUGCCAAAAUUUGUCAUGUCCCGCUUCAAAAUUGGGCUUCCAAUUGGUAUCGAUUUUAUGCAUCGCAAAUUUUCAACUUUGUCGAUUUCGAUCCUUACGCCCCCAUACUGAGCGCGGCCUUUUUACCGGGCGUAAACCGGGACGAGGAGAAGCUGCUGUAUUACAGUGAAACAUGCCCCCACCCACAAAGGUGCAAAAUUUUGUGAUGCAAGGUUUCCAAAUGAAAACUUUUUGUUGCGCAUGAAAGGAGUAUGAAUCUUUCUGAUGCAGAUUCUUGGCGUGUAUCGCAUCGCUUGCAUGACAGGCGCCGCUCUUGCUGGGGUCUUUUGCAAUAAAAAUUUUUCCUCUUCACGAUAGGAACUCUGUGAUGCUGAUAGAUGCAGGAGGGCGAGUGUUUCAUUUGGAAAGGUUUGCAAUACAAAUCAAUGCUCCCAAGUUCGGGGGUGGGGGCAUUUUUCAUUGCAAUAUGCUGGAAACCGAGUGCUACGUGCGGACCUGGAACGAAGCAGUAGACUACGUGUACAAUGUCCGCGAGGAAGUGGGAAUGGCGGAUGAGCUCCUAUGCAUUGCAAAAGUAUAACGUGCUAGUCGUAAUUGCAAUACAAAUUACCUCAGCAUGACAAGUGGAAUUUCUCAUGCUGUUUUACCUUGGGAUGGAGAUUUGUAAUGCACCAUAACUGCGAUGAUUACUACGAGUACGUCGAUACUUUUGCGGUUGAUAGCUCCACACCCUGAAUAACUGCAUGAAGACGUGGGGCCUGAAGCCCCAGGUGUCUACGCACGAACACGAACAGGCCUUGCGCCACUUUCUCCCGGGGGUAGCCGAAGACACAAGGCAGUUGCGCAUCCUACUCCACCUUAUCCACAGAAAAUUUCCCAUACGCGCACAAUCAAAUUCAAAUGCGGCCUCUGCAUGACAAACCUUGGCUUCGAUCCUAGUUUAGCAUGACAAGUGAUGUUACACUCCGAAUUGACGAGAUUUGUGAUGCAUUUUGUCCAUGUAGUUGUACGGGAAACAAAUUUGUAUUGCAUACCCCUAGAGGACAUCGUAGAAGAUGCGUCAGGAACCUCCCCGUGGUGCGUGGCCAAAAAAAUGAGGGACGAUAUCGCUCGCCGCAUGAAAGGAGGAAGUGCUUCUUCUAAUAUGGGCGAACAACAAGAAACAGCAC
This is a messenger RNA of Amoebophrya sp. A120, 1535 nucleotides long. The record is from the annotation of a GenBank genome assembly. NCBI's taxonomy places the organism in Eukaryota, Dinophyceae, Syndiniales, Amoebophryaceae.